GCCGCCACAUUCAACUCGGACUCCCACCGCUCACAAAUUAUUGAAAGCCAACCACAACAACAGUUGCUUGACACAAUAUUGACAUUAUCUUUUCGCGAUGGCAUUCAAGCGUCUCUCUAAACACUCCGCUUCUCCUCAGAAGAAAGAUGGCCGUCGAUUGCGCUCUCGUGUCCUCAAUCGACUUGGCAUUACAAGCAACAAGGCCAGAGUGAGCGAUGGAGGAAUCCCGCCAGCAAAGGUUUCGGAAGAACAAGCCAAGCCGGUAGCGUUGAAAAGCCCUACCAAGAAAGUGUCGCAUCGACGGGUCGUCAUUACCCAGUCCAACGUUCGAUGUGUUCCUCCCAACGAGCCUUCGUCACCAUGCCCUCGAACAUCGUGGGAAGUUGCUAUUGCUCAAGACGAGAAGUUUGCGACGCCUCCGCCAAUCCCCUCUCGGUCGAAGCCACCACCCUGCCCAACAGCCUACCCUCGUCUUCCUCAUACUUCCAUCAGCGUAUCAUAUUCCAUGCCGCUACAGGAAUUCCAAAGCUAUCCAGGCAUGCCAAAACCAAAAGAAGAAUCAAGCUCCCGAGUCUGUUUUGCAUCCUCAGUCCAAGUCAUGGAGAUUCCAUCUCACGUGCACUACAGCAAACAGGCUCGCGACGCCAUGUGGACCAGUCCCAAGGACAUUGACCGAUUGGCCAAACGCAAUGCGUAUGAAUAUUGGGCCGAUGGGAAACAAUGGGAAGACUGCAAGGAGGAAGACGAGAUGCUGGAGUGGAAUGGCAAGCUCUUGCAUCCAUUUACGUAUGAACGCAUGCAAAACAUGAUUGCGCAGACUCGAAUGGAGGCAGAGCACGAAAAGGAGGUACAAGAGCAUGCAAAGUCAUCUUUUAGCUUUCGUGAGAUGCUAUUUGGGCGCAGCCACAAGCAAGACGAAUGGUUGGUCGGAUGGCAAUCAUGUCCUUGACCACAUUUAAAAAAGAAAAAGCCGCUCAACAGUGGUCUAUUGUAUGUGCUAAAAAUAAAGAAAUAGAGCUUCAGUUGCUCCAC
This is a messenger RNA of Seminavis robusta, 1032 nucleotides long. Lineage: Eukaryota; Bacillariophyta; Bacillariophyceae; Naviculales; Naviculaceae. The record is from the annotation of a GenBank genome assembly.